Molecule: messenger RNA, 1133 nt
Organism: Tachysurus vachellii
Lineage: Eukaryota; Metazoa; Chordata; Actinopteri; Siluriformes; Bagridae
Gene: chchd6b
Product: coiled-coil-helix-coiled-coil-helix domain containing 6b
Exons: 8
Coding region: 98-781 (227 amino acids)
Biological process (GO): inner mitochondrial membrane organization
Cellular component (GO): MICOS complex; mitochondrion
Source: RefSeq, a predicted model, not a curated record
UAUACGAACAGAGAACAGUGUCCCGUGUCGGAAAGUCACCUUUAGAGCAAACUGUUAACGUUACAGUAGAUCUGAUUAUUUAUUUCUAUUAGAGGACAUGGGAGGCACAGAAAGUACUGGGAGGAAGGUAUCUUUUGGCCUGAACGAAGACGACAACGUUACUGUUUUGCAAGGAAUUAAGUUGUCUGAAGAUGUUCGUCAAAGGAUGCGGGAGGCGAGUGAAUCUUCAGGAAAAGCCCAGUCCACAAAAGCAGAGAGUCGGAAGCCUGACUCCGGGGGACAUUCUUCAGCUGGGAUGCCAGAGGAACUAAGAAAACGGUUCGAGCUGGAGCAGGCUCUGCUGAGGGAGGAGUUGGCACGUAUCACCCGCAGAGAGAAAGCAUCUGUGGGAGACGAUGUGAACCCUGCUGUUCUCCAAGAAAGAGUCAGAGCCGAAGAGGAGCAGAAGAAUGUGCAGAACUUGGCCAAACAGCUAGCCAGAAAAGAUGCUGAACUGAAGCAUCUGGCUGCAUUCUACAAAGAGCAACUGCAGCUCAUGGAGGAUAAGAAUAAAGAGUACUACCAGCAGGCAGCCCAGAUGUACAAUGAAGAAGCAACUAAAGCUAGUACCAACAUCAAGCCGAAGAACACAGUUCCCAUUUGUUCAGAGAUGCAAUCUAAGGUGCUGAGCUGUUUUCAAGAGAACAGACACCAGACUCUGCACUGCUCCAGCCUGGCAAAGGAAUAUAUGAACUGCAUUAAUACAGCCAAGAAGAACUUAAUGGUCAACCAUGGAUCGUGAAGACCAAGGUGCCGAAGAUGACUGUGAGCAUGAAGAAAAAGAAAAGAGUGACACUAUAAUUCACCAGUAAAAUCCAACAGUAUAGUUUUCAACAUGCACGUAUGAGAGCCACUAUGGAGGACCGCCAGCAUUCCUGCAAACUAUUUCUUUUGUUUAUGUAUAUAUAUUAAAAAAGUGUUCGUGUUUGACAGAACUCCCUCUUCGGCUGUGGAACGAGGAGGAUAUUAUCUUGGUGCACAUGCGCGCGCGUGUAUGUGUGUGUUUGUAUGUUUGCAGAGAUGUUGAUUUGCUGGGAUAUAGUUAUCUUGACGGUGGCACAUCUCACACAAUAAAACAUCUACAACACCAGUCA